AUGGAUUCUUUCUUGCUAAGCGAUAACAAACUAUAUCUAGCCGAAAACUGCGUGCGAUCAUUUACAACUCCAGUAUUCAUUCCAGCCAUCGUGUUCAGCGCCAUUUCUGGCCUAUUAGCUGUAGCCUUCUAUGAAAAGUUUGUUCGAAAAGAGUAUUUUCUUCCGUAUCUCUAUUUCGGGAAUACUGCAUUGAUGUAUGCUGUGGCCCAUAUAUUCCUCAUCAUCUUCAUAUCUGAAGACAAUAUUGUAGAGGACUCAUUGGAAAAUAGACAAGCAAACCUUGAUAAUGUCGAUUUGACACAUGAAUUCGCCCUGUAUACUUCUUUGAUCCUUACAUCAUUAGGCUCAUUUUUCAUCAAUUUGGGAUCCUUUCGAUUACUUGAAAUUUGGGUGCGUCGAGGACAGCAUAAAAACACUCAUCUUGCUUCGUACUACCUCACUGUCAUUGCUAUCUUUUUAUCCGUAAUACCCGUCGUGUUCUCUGUGGCUGGUGAUGUUGUGCUAAUCCAUGAAUCAUCUCAAGAGCACGAGAUGGCAGAUCAAGUCAAGGUGGCCCUAAUAUUGAAAUUGAUGGGAGCAUUAUGCAGCAUUAUUCUGGUACUGCUGUACAUAGGUUUAUGCGUCUGCUACUCUUGGUCAGCAUAUAUAUCAAAUACAUGUGAAAAGGCUAUUGGAAGAAGGUUGUUGCAACCUACACUUAUGCUAUCCAAGCCUGCGAUAGUAGACCAAACAUUCAAGCGUGUUGUGGCUUCAUUAUUAAUGCUUGGCUUACUGAUAAUGCUGCGGUUUGUUUACGACUUUUACAUUGUCGUAGCCAUCAUCAACUUGGGCCCUAUUUGGGAUGUCUAUACCUACCUGGUACUGGUUGUGGCUGACGGUGUCAUUCUACUGAUGGUCGCAUAUUCAUCUAGCAUGACACUUGUUAGUGAACCUGUAAUGUAUGCUAAAAUGCGACAGAAAUCAUUUAAAAACUACUAUUACUCUAAAAGCGAGGUGGUAGCAGAUAAAUCAACAUUAGCGCUGAGGCCACCACUAACAUACCACCAAAAAGAGGUGAUACCCCUUUCUCGAUCUCCAAUAGAUUUGGAAGAAAAAUACCCUGCGAAUCGAUGA
This is a messenger RNA of Mucor velutinosus, 1113 nucleotides long. RefSeq lists its product as uncharacterized. The record is from RefSeq and is a predicted model, not a curated record. The coding region runs from base 1 to 1113 and encodes 370 amino acids. The transcript is spliced from 4 exons. NCBI's taxonomy places the organism in Eukaryota, Fungi, Mucoromycota, Mucoromycetes, Mucorales, Mucoraceae.